UGAAAAAUGAAGAGAGCAUUUUUGGAGCACUUGCAGUCAUUACUGGGGCCUGGUUUUAUGUGUCUCACACCCUAUGAGGCUUCCUUCACCAGGGUACUUACUCCUCAGGGUGCUCACGGAAGAGGAGGAACUUCUCUCACUCUCAUUCCGUCUCUCUGCUCUGCCUUCUCUGAAGCACACCUGGGUGCUGCCUGGAGCCCAGGUCUGGCUCCAAACCUAUGAAUAUUUGCCAAGUAUAAAAGCUUCUCAAGAAUGAGAUGGAUCCUGGGGCAUCCUCCCCAGAGAAACAGGAUAAAGAGAAUUUAGUGGGGGAUGUUUAUGUGCUGUUGGCAUGUGCCCUAGUCACCUAGACCCAGAAGUGAGAGAGCACAGCACUGCCACCUGAAAAGCUCAACUACGGAUGAAGAAAUGGAGGCUCAGAAAGGUCGAGUGGCUUUCCUGAGGCCACCACACUGGUAAGUUAAAGCCUCUCAUAGAACCUCAAACGUAAGCACUCUGGAAGAUGUUUUUCCUUGUGCUCUGUUGACUUGUUUGGGGAUAAGAGUACCUACCUAUCUGCCCCAGAGGUUGCCUAGACAUCCCCUGGAGAAUUCUGGGGGCCCAGAAAUCUGUCUUUUAAAAUGACACCCGGAUGAUCCUGAGGCGGGUAGUUUUAUGCAUUUUGAGAAUAAUAGACCAUGGCAGCCCUAAGUAAAUGUAACGGUGAUUACUGUUAUUGAUUGCUAUGAGACUUUUCUUGGAAGGGACAGGUCACUUUUCAUCUAAAAACCUGAAGGAACAUUUUCCAUGUGUGUGUGUGUGUGUUUGCGUGCAUGCGUGUGUGUGGUGUUUCCUGCAAUCGUGCGUGUGUGUGGAUUCAGGUCACUUCCUCAGCCCCAUUCUGGCUUGGCCAGCCCUCUGGACGGUUUCCUCACCCACGCAGCUGAAUCGCUUUCCUAAGAACCAUGUCAGCUACAGAACUGCCUCCUCAUCUCCUAGGCAUCAAGAGUAAAGGGCUUGGUGUAUGUGGCUGGAUCCUGUUUUUGUUUUCUUUCCUGUCGAUGGUCAUUACCUUCCCUAUCUCCAUAUGGAUGUGCUUGAAGAUUAUUAAGGAGUACGAACGCGCUGUUGUAUUCCGACCGGGACGCAUCCAAGCUGACAAAGCCAAAGGGCCAGGUUUGAUCCUGGUCCUGCCUUGCAUAGACGUGUUUGUCAAAGUUGAUCUCCGGACCGUUACGUGCAACAUCCCUCCACGGGAGAUCCUCACCAGAGACUCUGUGACCACUCAAGUGGAUGGAGUGGUCUAUUACAGAAUCUACAGUGCCGUCUCGGCAGUGGCUAAUGUCAGCGAUGUCCAGCAGGCCACAUUUCUGCUGGCUCAGACCACUCUGAGAAAUGUCUUAGGGACACAGACCUUGUCCCAGAUCUUAGCUGGCCGAGAAGAGAUGGCCCAUAGCAUCCAGACUUUACUUGAUGACGCCACCAAGCUGCGGGGGAUCCAGGUGGCCCAAGUGGAAAUCAAAGACGGCCGGAUUCCCGGGCAGUUGCAGAGGUCCAUGGCUGCUGAGGCCGAGGCCACCCGGGAGGCCAGGGCCAGGGUCCUUGCAGCAGAAGGAGAAAUGAAUGCUUCUAAAGCCCUGAAGUCAGCCUCCAUGGUGCUGGCUGAGUCCCCCAUCGCCCUCCAGCUGCGUUACCUGCAGACCUUAACCACUGUCACCACAGACAAGAAUUCCACCAUUGUUUCCUCUGCCCAUGAAUGUACUAGAGGGCAUUGGUGGCAUCAGCUACAAUAA
This is a messenger RNA of Globicephala melas (long-finned pilot whale), 1772 nucleotides long. It is a transcript of the gene STOML3, whose product is annotated as stomatin like 3. Lineage: Eukaryota; Metazoa; Chordata; Mammalia; Artiodactyla; Delphinidae. The record is from RefSeq and is a predicted model, not a curated record. Gene Ontology annotation, cellular component: plasma membrane.